GAAAGAAGAAAGAGAAAGAAGAAAGAGGAGCAAAACGCUGAAAGUGGAUUUUAACUUAAAUCAGAUAACUGAUGAGUUGUCAUUGUCUUCUGUGAGGUGGAAACAUGGAUAAUUUCCGGAUGCAUCGCUAUAGCAGAUUUUCUGACUCCAGAAGUGACAGCGAUGAACCCAAUCUCUCUAACGCCAGUGAUGACAGCAAUUCAAGCAUUGGAAUACCUCCUUUAUUCAGUCAAUUGUUAGAAGAUCAUGGAUACACCAUAAAGGAAGAACUUGGACAAAGGGAUUCGGGAAUAGUGUUUCUGGUGAAUGACAAAGAUGGAAUUCCUUAUGUAAUCAAAAAGAUUAAUUCCAUAAAUAAGAAGGAAGUCGAGAUCUUGAAAAGUCUGGAGCAUGGAUAUAUUGUUACUUAUGCGGAUUUAUUUGAAGAUAAAGAAGCAGGACUCUUUUAUAUUGUGAUGGAGUAUUGUGCUCAAGGAAAUCUUUACCAGAGGAUGAAAACACAGAAAGAGAGAGGGUUUUUUGAAGAACAGCAGAUUAUUGACUGGUUUGUUCAGAUUUGUCUGGCUCUGCAGUAUAUUCAUGAGAGGAAUAUUCUUCACAGAGAUAUAAAACCACAGAAUGUUUUUCUGACUGAGGAUGGUUACAUCAAUCUUGGAGAUUUUGGAUGCUCAAAAGCAUUGGAAAGAGCUGAUGCGUAUGCAGAAUCAGUAGUGGGUGCAGAGCUGUAUGUCAGUCCAGAAGUUUUGAAAAGGAAAUAUACGUCCAAAAGUGACAUCUGGUCACUGGGAUGGUUGCUCCAUGAUCUCUGCAUGCUGGAUGUGUGGUCAGAUGACAUAGAGCGUCGUUUUCAACAUAUCAACAGUAUGAGAGGAAACACCCCCCAAAUCUCAGAGAUAUACUCAGAAGAACUACGAAAAUUAAUCCAAGAAAUGCUCAGCUGUGACCCUAGACAUAGACCUUCAGCUGAUGAGAUUUUAGCAAAACCAUUCCUAAGAGAUGCUGUAAACAGAAACAGGAGAUUUCCAGAAGCACUGGAACGAAGGUUCAUGAUGUCCUUAAGGAUCUUUGAUGAGAACUACAAUGAGCACUAUGAUAGAUUUAAGGCCUUAGUUACAGAGUGGGGAAAAACAACAGAUUCACUAGAGGAGGUUCAUCGUAAAUGCACAGCAGGCACUCUGGCAGGUUCAGUGAUUGGAGCAGCAGGAGGAAUCACUGCAGUGGUUGGUGCGAUUUUAGCUCCUUUCACUUUUGGAGCAUCUCUGAUUGUUACAGGUGUUGGGAUUGGAGUUGGUGUUGCAGGUGGUGUAACAGGUGCUGCGUCCAGUGUUACCAAUACAGUCAAACAAAGAGCACUACGUGAGAAUAUUCAAAGAAUUCAUCAGAACUUUACAGAUGUGACACCACUUCUCGAGUCACUGAAUGCACUGAGAAGGGUACUGAGAGUAAUCCAAAAGUUCAGGGAUUUUGUCAGUGACUCCUCUGACAACGUGCAAAUGUCAAGCAAUGUAGACAGAACAAGACUAGUGUGUGCCACAGAACUCAUGCAUCUAGGUCUGCUUGCAAAUGUUGGCAGAAUUGCUGCUCAGACUGCCAGAGUAGGACGUGCUGCAGCAGAGGCAAUAGUCGCAGUCACAGGAGUGUUGAGUGGAAUCCUAGUCAUUGUUGACACCGCAUUCAUAGUGAUGGAUUCUGUAGACAUUCACCAGAUGAGACAGGGACCAGUAGAUGAUCCAGACAAGGUCAAGUCAAGUUUACUCAAGUCCAUUGCUCAGAUGAGGAAAACACAUACAGAUCUUUGCAAUGUCUUAAAGGAAAUUAAAGAAACAAGAGUGGAACUAACAGAAUAUAUAGAAGUGGCCAGGGCUGAAAGAGAUUUAGAGAGUUCAAGCAUAUACAUAUGAUACAAGUCAGAGGCACACACAACAUCCUACUGAUUUGUCUGUGAGCUUUAGUGAAGAAAAAUCGUUUUGCUGAAAAUGAAUUAAAUGUCUAUGUUGUACACAGUCAAACAACAGAAGACGUGCGAUGUAUGAGGUCAGACGUUUGCAAUCAUUCUAUUUUGCAAAUAUCAGCUAAUAUAUAUUAAAGACUUUAGAUAUACUUGGUGCACUCUGGUGGAAUAGUCCUGUCUUCUAAAUCACUAAUUGUUGAAGUUAUUGCAUCACCGCAGCUGAGAGUGCAAAGAGGUGUUUCAAAGAUGGCCACUGAGUGAAAUGACUUGCCUUAAAGGGACUUUGCUAUGUAUCUAUUAUACAUAAGACAAUGGGUCUCAUUCAUUAGUGAUUACAUAGAUCAUUCCUAUUCAUACAAAGGAGAACUAAAAAAAAAGAUUUACAGUAUGUGGGUACAUAAAUUUGUUCUUAAUGUUUUAAUGUUAAUGAAUUUUGAAUAAAACACACUCAAACCCUCUCGAUAUCACAGCCUUUCAUCAAUUUCAUCAGCCUUUCAGUAAACAUAUAUGCUCUCUAAAUAUCUUAAUGUUUAUAAGGCUUU
Sinocyclocheilus grahami is the source of this 2493-nucleotide messenger RNA. RefSeq names its product probable serine/threonine-protein kinase DDB_G0280717. The transcript is spliced from 11 exons. The record is from RefSeq and is a predicted model, not a curated record. Gene Ontology annotation, molecular function: ATP binding; protein kinase activity; lipid binding. NCBI's taxonomy places the organism in Eukaryota, Metazoa, Chordata, Actinopteri, Cypriniformes, Cyprinidae. Gene Ontology annotation, cellular component: extracellular region. The coding region runs from base 105 to 1901 and encodes 598 amino acids. Gene Ontology annotation, biological process: lipoprotein metabolic process; lipid transport; protein phosphorylation.